AUGAAGAGAAACGAGCAAGACGAGGAAAUCCAUCUUGUAAAGGACAGGAGGUUUAUCGUCGGCGAAAGGGAAAUUCUCUACCUUAUAGAAAGAUCAACGUGUUCAGAGUGUGGAGAGCGCAUUGAUAAUUCUACCAUACAAGAAGGGGAGAAGAUUGCUGCUGGUAUAAAAUACCAGUACCUCUGCGUUAAUUCCCACAAGAACAAAUGGAUUUCGACCCCUUUUUAUGGUGGGAAGAGUCUGGUGGCGCUGCUAAUACAAUUGAUGGUACUGUUAUCUGGCGCGUCUUGGAGUAAGUUUGCCACCGGAGCGAAGUUUAUAAACUUAGUAACAGGGUGUUCCCGUGCAUUUUACCAUCAUCAACUUCUGUAUAAGGAGGCAAUAAACAGUUUUUUUGAAAAACAUCUGACUAAUGUGCAUAAAAAAUUAGCAAGCAAGCCAUUGAGCCUAGCAGUUGACGUCCGAUAUGACUCACCAGGAUUUUCCGCUAACAAAGCAACUUCAGUGUUUAUGGACUGCGAAAGUCGGUUGAUUGUGCACUUAGAUGUUGCAGACUCCAGGGAAGUACAGAGAUACAGUCCAAAAAUGGAAAAGUUGUUGGUUGAGAGGGGACUGGAGAAGGUUAUAUACCAUUAUCCAUUGGUGAUUUGGGAAAUCGUUUCUGAUGCCAGCAGAACGAUCAUUGCUUUGCUAAAAUCGGAUAGGUUUAAACACAUUCGCCACAGUUUGGAUAUUUGGCAUAAAGCUAAGAAGCUUGCAUAUAUGUUGGGGGAUGCUGCAAAGAAAGCUGCCCAUCGCAGUCUAUUACCAUGGAUCCGCCCUACUGUAAACCACUUCUGGUAUUGCUGUAGUUCGUGCGGUGGGGAUGCCCAAAAACUGGUUAAAAAAUGGUUUAAAAUACUGCACCAUGUUACAAACGAGCAUGAAUGGUCUGGUGGCAGAUGUAAUCAUGCUAAAGACACAAAUACAAGUAUGGAAAAGUGGCUUUCUAAGAAUUCAUCUACUUACACAGAAUUUCGAAAAAUCGUCGUAAAUAAGGAGUUUACUGGAAACUUCAAUUAUUACACUACCUGUAGACAAACGUGGGCAAUUGAAAAUUUCUAUUCCCACACUCUCCUGCACUACUGUCCAAAACAAGUGUCAUUUGGAUUUGACUCCUACGUCAUCAGGAACCAACUUGCUGUCAUCGACUAUAAUCACCAUCUGGACAGAGAGAUUCAGCAAGCAAAGGAUGGAACCAGUGUCCCUGUCGUACAAUUUUCUCGUAAAACGAAGCAGUGGGUUGCUUAUGAUAGACGAGUAGCUAAAUGUUAUACUUAUAUUCCUGGUACGUAA
This is a messenger RNA of Saccostrea echinata, 1335 nucleotides long. RefSeq lists its product as uncharacterized. The transcript is spliced from 8 exons. The record is from RefSeq and is a predicted model, not a curated record. Bases 1 to 1335 code for a protein of 444 amino acids. Lineage: Eukaryota; Metazoa; Mollusca; Bivalvia; Ostreida; Ostreidae.